GCGCACGCACUUUUAUUGGGGCGGGAGCUCGCCAAGAUGAUGUCCAUGAACAGCAAACAGGCGCACUUCGCCAUGCACCCUUCGCUGCCGGAGCACAAGUACACCACCCUGCAUUCCAGCUCCGAGGCUAUCCGGAGAGCCUGUCUACAAACUCCGCAGCUGCAAAGCAACAUUUUCGCCAGUUUGGACGAGACGCUCCUGGCCCGGGCCGAGGCUCUGGCGGCGGUGGACAUCGCCGUGUCCCAGGGCAAGACGCACCCGUUCAAGCCCGACGCCACGUACCACACGAUGAGCACCGUGCCGUGCUCGUCGACGUCCACGGUGCCGCUGGCCCAUCACCACCACCACCAUCACCACCACCACCACCAGAACCUGGAACCACCGGACUUAAUGGACCACAUCAGCUCGCCCUCUCUCGCCCUCAUGUCCAGCGCUCACGACGGGCCCGGAGGUGGCGGCGGCGGCGGUGGAGGAGGCGGCGGCGGCGGCGGCGGAGGGCUCAUCUCCAGCGCCUCCGCUCCCGCGCACGCGCACGCUCACCCGCACUCGCACAUGCACGGCUUGAGCCACCUCUCACACCAGGCGGCCAUGAGCAUGAACUCGCCUCUCACCCACCACGGCCUCCUACCGGGUCACCACGGGGGUAGCCAAGUGGGCCCCGGGCUACCGUCCAUCAAUGACUCGGACACGGACCCCAGGGAGCUGGAGGCCUUCGCGGAGCGCUUCAAGCAGCGGCGGAUCAAACUGGGGGUGACCCAGGCGGAUGUGGGGGGCGCGCUGGCCAAUCUCAAAAUCCCCGGCGUGGGAUCGCUGAGCCAAAGUACAAUUUGUCGCUUCGAGUCGUUGACUCUGUCCCACAACAACAUGAUCGCGCUCAAACCCAUCCUGCAGGCUUGGCUGGAGGAGGCCGAGGGGGCCCAGAGGGAAAAAAUGAGCAAGCCGGACAUAUUCAACGGAGGGGAAAAGAAACGCAAGAGGACCUCGAUAGCCGCUCCGGAGAAGCGGUCCUUGGAGGCCUACUUCGCCGUUCAGCCGCGGCCCUCCUCGGAGAAAAUUGCAGCCAUCGCUGAGAAAUUGGACUUGAAAAAGAACGUGGUGCGAGUGUGGUUUUGCAACCAAAGACAAAAGCAGAAACGCUUGAAAUUUUCCGCCGCCCACUGAUGCGGGGGACCAACGCGAAAACAAAAAAACGUUCUUGUGACUGAAUUUGGGGACCAAUGGAACUGCAGUCAAAACAACAAACACCACUUUCGCUCUUUUGUCGCUGGCGAGUUUCUACGCCGGUGCGCAACGGGCUUCGCUCCUUCUAGAAGAGGCUUCAUAUAUAUAUAUAUAUAUAUAUAUUGGUUAUUUUUUCACGUUAUCGGUGAAUGUGAAGUAUGCAAAUAUCAGAUGAUCCGCCCCUGCAACAGGGGGGCAAAGUCGAGCGACGUCGACGUCGCCUUUGAAAAGACGCGUGCAAGGGAAAACGGUUUCCAGCAGCCAGUUGAUUUCUCCGAACAGGCCUAUUAUUU
Molecule: messenger RNA, 1514 nt
Organism: Hippocampus zosterae (dwarf seahorse)
Lineage: Eukaryota; Metazoa; Chordata; Actinopteri; Syngnathiformes; Syngnathidae
Gene: pou4f1
Product: POU class 4 homeobox 1
Exons: 2
Coding region: 37-1161 (374 amino acids)
Biological process (GO): regulation of transcription by RNA polymerase II
Molecular function (GO): RNA polymerase II cis-regulatory region sequence-specific DNA binding; DNA-binding transcription factor activity, RNA polymerase II-specific
Source: RefSeq, a predicted model, not a curated record